This is a messenger RNA of Cygnus atratus (black swan), 2901 nucleotides long. RefSeq names its product synaptotagmin-like protein 2. NCBI's taxonomy places the organism in Eukaryota, Metazoa, Chordata, Aves, Anseriformes, Anatidae. Gene Ontology annotation, cellular component: exocytic vesicle; plasma membrane. Gene Ontology annotation, molecular function: neurexin family protein binding; small GTPase binding. The coding region runs from base 1 to 2901 and encodes 966 amino acids. The transcript is spliced from 16 exons. Gene Ontology annotation, biological process: intracellular protein transport; exocytosis. The record is from RefSeq and is a predicted model, not a curated record.
AUGUUGGACCUGAGCUUCCUGACCGAGGAGGAGUAUGAGAAGCUGAUGAAGGUUCUGCAAAGAGAUGCAGAGCUGAAGAAGAAGGACGGGGAUCGCAUCAGGAGGAUACAAGGCUCCAUCAAGGAUGAAAAGAAGAAGAAGUUUGUGACAGGUGAAUGGUUUUCGGAAGUGAAGGCAAAACGGUUUCAAGAAGACUUGGAGGGUUCGGAUCUGCUUCGGGCAUCGAUCAGAAGGAAAAAAGGCAAACUAGAAAAUGAGGUUAACGAGCACAUCCGGAGAGGGCUGGACAGCAAAGACUCCCCAGGUCCUCCCUUCCACGAGCACGCUGCUGGCACAGGAGAGGAGAGAUCCAGCACACCCGUUCUUGAUGCUGCAGAAGAGCGUAAAAUCUUGCCAAAACCGAAGCCGAGACUUUCUGUCCCGCUGUCUGCAUCACACAAGAGAUCCAGUAUACAUGAUGUCUCUUCCUCAGAGAGUGACACUGGAGCAAGUCCAUUUGUGGCUACAACAGGCAGCUUACAUUUGUCUAGAAAAGGUAACGGACGAUCUCCACUGCCUGCCAUGCUUUCAGAGGAUGCUGUGCCUCAGCCCAGCUGUGCAGCUGGAGGAGAAGCUGUUGAUGGGGCCACUGGCACCACAGCAGGACCAAAAACUCCACCCGAAGAAGCGUAUGCUCCCAGCAAGAUACCAGUUAAGAGGAAAUCAAGCAGAGCUCUCCCCAGGUCAGAGCAGUUCGUGAAUCACCUGGGGCCAGCAGAGAACAGCGUGGCAAAGAGAGAGCUGCUGGAAAGCCCCAAAUCACUGACUGCAGAGGGGGAAAGCAGCCAGUCUGUGAAGCACGGCGUGAACUAUACAAUCUCAUCAAUGAGUAAUAAAGAGGAGGAUAUCGGCCUCGAUCGGGAACAUUUCAAGAACUUGAAGAACUUCUGGGAGAAAGGAGCAGACUCUGUGAUGGUGGGAAGUAUGCUGGAGGACUCGAGCUCGGGGGAGGCAGACGGAAGGCAGUUCAAGCUGUGCCGCUCGCUCUCCAUGCAGUCAGCUCAAGGCCAGAACAGUGAAGAAAAACACGGUGUCUUCAACAAAACAAGAGCCCCUCACAAAAGGACAAUAACUUUGUCUUCCAGCGAGGAAGAACCAAGCUACGUAGCCCCUUCAAGGAAGGGCUCGGUUGCCUUCAUUCCCAGAUCCACGUACGCCAAGAGCAAAGGAGGCCUGGUUACAAGAAACAGCUCACUGGGUGAAAGCAACGGGAAGCCGCCGGUGCCAGAGGAAGAGAAGGUGGCACAGCACAGCUCCAAGAAAUCCAGAUUGCCUGUGCGAGCGCCUUCCAUCAAAAUCGAGUCACCUACUAAAGAAGUGUCUGGCAGCACGUCUGAGCCAGAGAUGCCUGCAGACAAGUUCGUCGUGGCAGAAAAACGCAAGUAUGCAAACUGCCUGGCGAGCAGGGUGCAGAUACUCAUUGACCCUGCGCUUACAGAUGAUGAGAAAGAGCAAGGAGCAGACGUGGGUACUCAUGACAGAAUGGAAAUAAAUGGAGAGCCAGCUGAGGAAAAAGCAUGUGAGUCUUCAGACAAGCCAACAGGCAGAGCACCAGGCGGAGAGACAGAAGUUGUUCAGGGAACGGACUCAGCUGUUUACUCAGAGGAAGAUGGAGAUCAUUCUCCUGCUGCUCAGGCAUUGGCCCGAGCAAAUAACAUCAAUCUUGCAAAGAGCAUGGUGAACAUUUACACAACCACGGAGACAUACAAUAAACCUCAUCUGAUACCUCAUCAGUUUCUUGAACCUGAAAGAGUCAAAGAGCUGAGCAGAUCUUCUCCUCUCCUGUUGUCUGAGACAGAAUCAGACACGGCUUCGGAAAUCAGCUUCCAGUUUAGCAAGCACAAAAAGACGCCUAGCAUUGGCAGCCACUCCUCCGACAUGGCAUCUGUCUCCUCGGUGAGUGGCAGUGUGCUCAGUGUGUACAGUGGCGAUUUUGGGAGUGUGGAUGCCCAAGGUACUGUGGAGUUUGCACUAGAUUAUGACGAGAAGAACCGGGAGUUCCAGGUUCAUGUGUCCCAGUGCAAGGACCUGGCUGUCGUGGAUGAGAAGAAAGGCAGAUCUGACCCGUAUGUUAAAACUUAUCUGCUCCCAGACAAAGCUAGAAUGGGUAAGAGGAAAACCUCAGUGAAGAAAAGGACAGUGAAUCCCAUUUACAAUGAGGUGUUACGGUACAAAAUAGAGAAAAUGGUAUUGCUUAUCCAAAAAUUAAACCUCUCUGUUUGGCACAAUGACCCACUGGGACGUAACAGUUUCUUGGGAGAGAUUGAAAUAGACUUGGCAAGCUGGGACUGGAGCAACAGGAAACUCAACUGGUACCCGCUGAAGCCCCGGAGCCUUUCUGCUGUUAAUGGUGUGGAUCAUCGAGGAGUGAUGAAUUUGUCUAUUAAGUACGUCCCUCCAGGAAGUCUAGGUCCCAAGAAUCCUCCCUCUGGUGAAGUUCACAUUUGGGUCAAAGAUGUCAAGGACCUGCUGCAGUUGCGUCCUUCUGGAGUUGACUCCUUUGUGAAAUGCUAUGUGCUUCCAGAUACAAGUAAGAAGAGUUACCAAAAGACCCGAGUCAUCAAAAGAGACACAAACCCUAUUUUCAAUCACACUAUUGUGUAUGAUGGCUUUCAUACAGAGGAUCUAAAGGAUGCGUGCGUUGAGCUGACUGUGUGGGAUCAUGAAAAACUAACCAACCAUUUCCUUGGAGGAAUCAGGCUGGGCCUAGGGACGGGUUUGAGCUAUGGCAUCUCCGUGGACUGGAUGGACUCCACACAAGAGGAGGUGGCCUUUUGGCAGGAGAUGAUGUCUGCUACCAAUGAAUGGAUUGAGGGGUUGCUGCCACUGCGUUCGCUGGCAGGGAGGAAAAAGCUGAAAUAA